Messenger RNA from Tribolium castaneum (red flour beetle), 1634 nucleotides. RefSeq names its product Pre-mRNA processing factor 31 (gene Prp31). Gene Ontology annotation, cellular component: precatalytic spliceosome; U4/U6 x U5 tri-snRNP complex; U4 snRNP. Bases 96 to 1586 code for a protein of 496 amino acids. Gene Ontology annotation, biological process: spliceosomal tri-snRNP complex assembly; mRNA splicing, via spliceosome. The transcript has 3 exons. Lineage: Eukaryota; Metazoa; Arthropoda; Insecta; Coleoptera; Tenebrionidae. The record is from RefSeq and is a predicted model, not a curated record.
UCUAUGGACACUUGUCAAUUUGUAAACUGCAUUUUUCUAACCUCACUUCCAAGUGUUGUGUGAACGUUUUGGAGUUACGUUUUUAACUCGCUAAAAUGUCUUUGGCCGACGAAUUAUUGGCUGAUUUGGAAGAAAACGAUCAAGAUGAUUUGGAAGAAGCGAUGGAAGUUGAUGAAAAACCGGACAUCAAAGAAGAAAAACCCGACGUUAAAGACAUCCAGUUAGAGGUAGACACAACUCAAAUAACUUCAGUCCGAGAGUUGUGUAAAUUACGGGACUCGCCCCAUUUACAUGAAAUAUUGAAACAAAUCGAAGACCAUGUGAAGAAGAGCCGAAAAUACCACGACAUCAUAGGACCAGUUGAGUUGGACCCUGAGUAUCAACUGAUCGUCGAAGCUAACAACAUUGCUGCAGAUAUAGACGCGGAAAUUGCCACUGUCCAUAAAUUUGUGCGCGACAAGUACCAGAAGCGGUUCCCCGAGUUGGACUCCCUUGUUGUUGGUCCUUUGGAGUACUUGAAGACCGUCAAAGAGCUCGGGAAUGACUUAGACCAAGCCAAAAAUAAUGAAAUUUUGCAACAAUUCCUAACGCAGGCAACUAUCAUGGUUGUCUCAGUCACGGCAUCCACGACACAGGGGAUUCUCCUAACGGACGUCGAAAAGAAACAAAUCGACGAAGCUUGCGACAUGGCCAUAGACUUGAACAACUUCAAACUGAAAAUUUACGAAUACGUUGAGAGUCGGAUGGCUUUCAUCGCCCCCAACUUGUCGGCGAUUCUUGGGGCUUCGAUCGCCGCCAAGCUCAUGGGGGUUGCCGGGGGUUUGACCCGAUUGUCCAAAAUUCCGGCCUGUAACGUGCAAUUGUUGGGCCAACAGAAGAAGGCAUUGUCUGGAUUUUCACAAGUGAAUAUGUUGCCGCACACUGGUUUCGUUUAUUACGCAGAUAUCGUGCAAAAUACUCCGCCUGAUUUGAGAAGGAAGGCUGCCAGACUUGUUGCCACUAAAUGCACGCUAGCAGCACGUGUGGACUCGUGUCAUGAGAGUAAAGACGGACGUAUUGGGCGGCAAUUACGCGACGAAAUUGAACGAAAACUGGACAAGUUGUUGGAACCACCCCCAGUUAAGUUUAUCAAGCCGCUGCCGAAACCUAUCGACCAGUCCAAGAAGAAAAGGGGCGGGAAAAGAGUCCGCAAAAUGAAAGAGAGAUAUGCGAUGACUGAGUUCAGGAAACAUGCCAAUAGAAUGAACUUCGCUGAUAUUGAAGACGAUGCGUAUCAGGAGGACCUUGGCUACACGAGGGGAACAAUCGGUAAAGCAGGAACCGGUCGUAUCAGACUACCCCAAGUCGACGAAAAAACCAAAGUCAGAAUAUCAAAAACACUACAAAAGAAUUUACAAAAACAGAACGUUUGGGGCGGAAGCACGACUGUCAAAAAACAGAUUUCCGGAACGGCUUCAAGUGUGGCUUUCACGCCACUCCAAGGACUCGAAAUUGUGAAUCCGCAAGCAGCUGAAGUGAAAAUCAACGAUUCAAGCGCGAAAUAUUUCUCAAACACGUCUGGGUUUUUCAAGGUGGAUAAAAACUAAUUCUUUAGUGUAAUGUAUUUAAUUUAAGUAAAAAAAAAACAAAACUAA